AUACAGUCAACUUCUUAGGGAUCAGUAUUGUUGGCCAGAGCAACAAGGGAGGCGAUGGAGGUAUAUAUGUCGGCUCCAUUAUGAAAGGGGGGGCUGUUGCCCAGGAUGGCCGUGUAGAGCCAGGAGACAUGAUUCUUGAAGUGAACGGCAUCAGCUUUGAGAACAUGAGCAAUGAUGAUGCCGUGAAAACUCUCAGAGAAGCAGUGCAGAAACCAGGUCCAAUCGUUUUGGUGGUUGCCAAGUGUUGGGACCCGAACCCAAAAGGCUACUUCACAGUGCCACGCCAAGAACCAGUACGUCCCAUAGAUCCUUCAGCCUGGGUUGCUCACACCACGGCCAUGCGGGAACAGUACAUGGGCCGCCCUGGACCCAACGCCCCUUCCAUUAGUAACAUGACCUCAACCACAUCAUCCUCACUGACCAGCUCCAUACCAGAGUCAGAACGUGGUUUCGACGACUUGAAUCUAACCAUCAGCACCGAUAUGGCUACAGUAGUAAAAGCGAUGGCUCAGCCAGACUCCGGGCUGGAGAUCAGAGACAGGAUGUGGCUAAAGAUUACCAUAGCUAAUGCAUUUAUUGGUGCUGAUCUGGUGGACUGGUUGUUCACACACGUAGAAGGGUUUGCUGACAGACGAGACGCCCGUAAGUACGCCUGCCACCUGCUGAAGGCUGGCUACAUCCGCCACACGGUCAACAAGCUGACCUUCUCGGAGCAGUGCUACUACAUCUUCGGCGACUAUUAUGGAGGUCCUCCAAUAUACCCAGACCUGGCAUCCCUGAACCUAGAAGAUGUGGACUCUGUAUCAGAGGCGGACCGCGACACCCUGGCACCCCUGCCCCCGCCCUCCUGGAACCUGCACUACAUCCCCGCGUAUGCACUCAACAGUGCCGACGCCGCCAGCUUUGUGGGCAGCUUUGUGGACGUGCCUCCUGGCAUCCCCUCACCUGCCGUCACUGGGGUGGCUAGUGUUCCUGGUGGUGCCAUUGGCGGUGGUGGCAGCGCAGGAAGUACCCACAGUGCUUCAGUUGUGACUAAAGAAUGUGCAUGUUUGGCCAGCACUUAUAACCAGCUGAAGAGGCUGUGGGAAAACAAAGAUAAGCAAUUUAUGCAGCAGCAGCAACAACCACUACCACAACCACCACCACAGUAUGCUAAAGUGUCCACAGGAUCCGGAGGCUGUGGUGACAGGGUGGGCAACAGUGACAUGCCUUACCUUGGAGGUCCUCCCGUCAGCCUCUUCCAUGAAUCCUCAUGCAUGUGGAGUUCCAAUUAUAGCUUAGGCAGUAGUGCUUCGGGGAGCAGCAAGAAGGAAAAGGACAAGUCUGGCGGGAAGUCGGGCGGCAGCGGCAGUGAUACGGAUGCCAGUUUAGCUAGCACUCGAUGGGUGGCACCUGCAACUGCUCCUGGAGCACCUGGAGCCCCACCGUUAACAAAUUUGGCUUCAGUGCCUCCAGAAGUUAGCGGCAGCCGACAGUCUUUCCGCAUGGCUAUGGGAAAUCCUUCUCUCAUUGAGGCCGAGGAUAUAGACUGA
Molecule: messenger RNA, 1532 nt
Organism: Candidula unifasciata
Lineage: Eukaryota; Metazoa; Mollusca; Gastropoda; Stylommatophora; Geomitridae
Source: the annotation of a GenBank genome assembly